AUUGAACAGCAUGUCCUCCUCAGUGACUGAGAGAAACUCCCACAGAUGCCAUGAGAGGUUGAAGGGGAGAUAAAACAUUUAAUAGAUAAAGGUUUAUGGGACUUCAUUUGGCAAAAAAAGAGGGCUGUUGUAAGGAAGAGGACUCCCCAAAGCAAGUAUCUCCCCACGCCUCCCACACUGCUUCCUCUGUACUGAUUGUCUAGUUUCCACACACACACUCAUCUCUGAUCGUAGCCGACUUCAGUCACUCACAGGACAGCAUGACUAGCGGAUACAAGGACGGGACACCUGAAGAGGAAUACGCUCACUCGCCGUUCAUCAGGAAACAGGGGAACAUUUACAAACCAAAUAAUAAAGAAAUGGAUAACGACAGCAUCAACGAAAAGACACUUCGGGAUGUCCACACCAAGGAGAUUGACCUGGUCAACCGGGACCCAAAACAUUUAAAUGACGACGUGGUGAAGGUGGACUUCGAGGACGUGAUCGCUGAGCCUGCAGGCACCUACAGCUUCGACGGCGUGUGGAAAGCGAGCUUCACCACCUUCACAGUAACAAAGUACUGGUGCUACAGGCUUCUGACGGCCCUGGUGGGCAUCCCGCUCGCCCUGGUGUGGGGCAUCUUCUUCGCCAUCCUCUCCUUCAUCCACAUCUGGGCCGUGGUGCCCUGCGUGAAGAGCUACCUAAUCGAGAUCCACUGCGUCAGUCGAGUCUACUCCAUCUGCGUGCACACCUUCUGCGACCCUCUGUUCGAAGCCAUGGGGAAGUGCUUCAGCAGUGUGCGGGUCACCGCCACCAAGGUCGUGUAGGGACAGGGAGAAGGAAAAGAGCCAGAGGGAACGGGUGGGAUGGGGGAAACCGAUGUCCAAAGCAGGGAGAUAAAUCACAUGAUAAACCUUGAAAUAAACGUGAACAGAGAUGGAGGGUUGCACUGUAUUAGGUAAGACUCUCCUCUCCGUGAGCUUUGUCUCCUUUCAGCUUUGGAUUCCU
Molecule: messenger RNA, 987 nt
Organism: Pimephales promelas (fathead minnow)
Lineage: Eukaryota; Metazoa; Chordata; Actinopteri; Cypriniformes; Leuciscidae
Gene: cav1
Product: caveolin 1
Biological process (GO): regulation of cytosolic calcium ion concentration; caveola assembly; negative regulation of endothelial cell proliferation
Cellular component (GO): focal adhesion; cytoplasmic vesicle; Golgi apparatus
Molecular function (GO): molecular adaptor activity; transmembrane transporter binding; protein kinase binding
Source: RefSeq, a predicted model, not a curated record